AUGUCUAAUCCAGAUAGGGUUCAUGAGGCUAAUUUCGCGUGUGGAGAAGGCCUUUUCGAGGAGCAAGGCACUGGAGUGAGUGAAGAGGGCUCGGACAUUAGUGCUGAGAGCGAAGGCGGCAUUGUUCUUGUCGUCGAGCGAAGGGACGGACGACGGAGUAAUGCCAAGCAUGUCGCGGGCGUUGUCGGAGUAACCGAGGAUGCGAAAGGGGGGCUCGUCAAUGGCGAUCAUGGAGCCAAAGGGCUAGAUGAAGCCGCUGCGCUGGAUUUUGACAAGGUAAGCCAUUAUUUGCUGCUCGGGGACGGAGUAGUUGAAGGACCUCCCGAACUCACUGGACUGCUCGAAGACAAUGUGGAGCCGCGUGUCCUCCAUGUACUGCGCGAUGGGCUUGCUCCCGAACUCUCUCUUUCUAUAAAGCAAAUUGGAAAAAUAAAGAAAGAAGCGUUUCUUUCUACAAUUAUUAGCUUUAUAAUAUUUCUUCACUGCCCACAGUUAUUGUCCUCGCAAUACGCUUCUGCAAUUGCAAUGGCUUCUUCUUCAUCUCAUGCGAUCAUCACUAAAUAUGAUGUGUUUGUCAGCUUCCGCGGUGAAGACACGCGCAACAACUUCAGUGCUUUUCUCUUUGAGGCUCUCUUUGAAAAUGGCAUCCAUGCCUUCAAAGAUGAUACACAUCUUCAGAAAGGCGAAUCCAUAGCACCCGAGCUGCUACAGGCCAUUCAAGGGUCUCGCCUUUUCCUUGUGGUCUUCUCUAAGAACUAUGCUUCCUCAACUUGGUGCUUGCGUGAACUUGCACACAUCUGCAACUGCACUAUUAAAGCAUCCCUGAGUCGUGUUCUUCCAAUUUUUUAUGAUGUCGAUCCAUCAGAGGUGCGGAAACAGAGUGGUUAUUAUGGGAUAGCCUUUGCAGAACACGAACGAAGAUUCAGAGGAGAUAAAGAGAAGAUGGAGGAAGUGCAGAGAUGGAGAGAAGCUCUGACACAAGUGACCAACCUCUCUGGCUGGGAUAUCCGACAUAGGUCACAACCUGCAAUGAUUAAAGAAAUUGUUCAAAAAAUAAAAAAUAUAUUGGGUCCCAAAUUUCAAAAUCUUCCAAAUGAUAAUCUAGUUGGGAUGGAACCCCGUGUCAAAGAAUUGGAAAAGUGUCUAGCAUUGGAGUCGGAGUCGGUUAGUGAAAUUCGAGUUGUCGGAAUUAGUGGAAUGGGGGGAAUAGGAAAAACGACUCUUGCCAUUGCUUUAUACAAAAAGAUUGCUCAUCAAUAUGAUGUUCAUUGUUUUGUUGAUGUUGAGAACAGUUAUAGAGGACAAUCCAGUUCACUAGGUGUACAAAAAGAUUUACUUGAACAGUGUUUAAAUGGCGAAAAUCUACAGAUUUGGGGUGUUUUUAGGGGAACAUAUAUGUCAUCAUCUAGACUACACAAUAAACGAGGACUUAUAGUUCUUGAUAAUGUUAGUCAGGAUGAACAACUAUGUAUGUUUACACUAUUACUUGAAUGUCUUGGUGAAAGGAGCACAAUCAUCAUAAUUUCUAGGAAUGAACACAUCUUAAGGACACUUGGAGUACAUCAUGUUUACCAAGUCCAACCAUUGAACGAAGACAAUGCUAUUCAUUUAUUUUUCAAAAAUGCUUAUGGCAAAAAUGCUUUCACAUGUGACCAUAUUCUCACUACGUGGCGUACAGUUUUGGCACGUGAAAUAGUAUCAUAUGUUCAAGGCCAUCCCUUAGCAAUUGAAGUAGUAGGCAAAUCUUUGGUAGGUGGAGAUCUUGUGCAGGGUAUAGUUACAUUAAGUAAGCUAAGUAAAAAUAAAAGUAAGAAUAUCAUGGAUGUGUUGCGAAUAAUUUAUGAUGAUCUGGAAGAAAAAGACAAGGCAAUAUUUUUACAUAUUGCUUGCUUCUUCGGUCAGAAUUAUUCUGAGCAUUAUGUGAAGGAAAUCCUAGGAUUUCGUGGAUUUAAUCCUGAAAUUGAUCACCUCCAAAUUCUUGUUGAUAAAUCACUCAUAACCAUUAGUGGUGGGAUGAUUUUUAUGCCUAGCUUGCUGAGAGAUUUAGGCAAAUGUAUUAGAGAAAAAUCACCUAAAGAGCCAAGAAGGUGGAGUAGAUUUAGGGAUUGGAAAGUUGAUGCUAUAUCAAAAUUGAAAAACCUUGACUUGCUUAUGCAAGAGAAGUUUGACAAGGUGGAGAAGGAGUUUGACUUAUACGUGGAUCGUUCUUGGAGUAACAUCAAAGAUUCAUUGAACAACUUAUGGGACAACUUGUAAAUUUUUAUGUUUUUCCUAUUUUCAUUUUCUUUAAAUGAAUGUACCAAUAGACAAAUUAUCUUUGAUUAUUCCAUUCCUGUUUAAAUAAUUAAUAAUUAUGGUCCAAGUGUUGUUUUUAA
Messenger RNA from Glycine soja, 2375 nucleotides. Its product is annotated as TMV resistance protein N-like. The record is from RefSeq and is a predicted model, not a curated record. The coding region runs from base 1 to 2256 and encodes 751 amino acids. Gene Ontology annotation, biological process: signal transduction; defense response. The transcript is spliced from 3 exons. Gene Ontology annotation, molecular function: ADP binding. Lineage: Eukaryota; Viridiplantae; Streptophyta; Magnoliopsida; Fabales; Fabaceae.